Molecule: messenger RNA, 2211 nt
Organism: Prunus armeniaca (apricot)
Lineage: Eukaryota; Viridiplantae; Streptophyta; Magnoliopsida; Rosales; Rosaceae
Source: the annotation of a GenBank genome assembly
AUGGCAACCACAUCGCCAUCUCCAAACUCAUCUCCGUCGGCUGUGCCACCAGCUUCUAAUACUACUUCAACACCACCACCACAACCACCCUCAACUAUUACACCAUCUUCUCAGCCAAGUUUGGAUUCACCAGAACCCUCCAACUCAACUACUCAAUCUCCACCACCUCUACGCAAUCACCUUCAUCGAAUGUACCUCCACCAACUUCUAAUUCUCCACCCCCCACCAUCAUCCAAUGCACCUCCACCAACUUCUAAUUCUCCACCCCAACCAUCAUCCAGUGCACCUCCACCGACCUCUAAUUCUCCACCCCCACCAUCAUCAAAUCCACCAAAAAGUUCACCUUCCCCACCACCACCAACAUCUGAUCCACCUGCAAGUUCGCCUCCACCACCGCAAUCCCGUCCACCAGUGAGUUCACCUCCACCACCAUCAUCAAAACCACCUGAGAAUUCACCUCCACCUCCGUCAAAGCCACCGGAAACUUCACCACCACCACCCCCAUCAUCAAAGCCACCUGGGAACUCUCCUCCACCUCCAUCAUCAAAACCACCUGAGAAGUCACCUCCGCCUCCAUCAUCAAAUCCCCCCGAAACUUCACCACCACCAUCAAACCCGCCAGAGAACUCACCCCCACCUCCAGCAUCCGUGCCACCCAAAAGUUCACCUCCACCACCAGCAUCAGUACCUCCUACAAAUGCGCCCCCGCCUCCUAGGCUUACUCCUCCCAUUCCACCCGGUUCUCAACCAACCCCUUCACCCCCAAAUUCUCCUCCAAAGUCAUCACCUCCACCACCCUUAAAAAGACUGGCACCACCUUCACCCUCGCAUGCUUCUCCACCAGCACCUUCUCAAAUUCCAAGUCCACCAACCUCAAACACUUCCAGUCCUAAUGCACCACCAAGUUCAAAUGCCACAGGUAAUGGGGGCCUUGGUACUGGAGGUGUAGUGGCAAUUGGUGUAGUGGUUGGGGUAAUAGUGCUUAGCCUCAUUGGAUUGGCUGUAUGGUGCUUGAGGAGGCCAAGGAAAAAGAUAUCUGGAGAAGGUUAUGCUAUGACAUCUCUAGCUUCUUCCCCUAGAUCAGAUUCAUCCUUCUUGAAGACACAUUCUUCAGCUCCGUUUGUUGCAAGUCAUUCUGGCAGUGAUUUCAUGAAUUCUCCACCAGAACCAGCAGGAUUAGGCAAUUCAAGACCAUGGUUUACUUUUGAAGAACUAGAUAAGGCGACAAAUGGGUUUUCAUCUCAGAAUCUUUUGGGUGAAGGCGGAUUUGGUUCUGUUUAUAAGGGAUGCCUACCAGAUGGGAGAGAGGUGGCAGUAAAACAACUAAAGAUUGGUGGGGGUCAGGGUGAGCGAGAAUUCAAAGCCGAAGUUGAGAUUAUUAGUCGCAUACACCACCGCCAUUUGGUUUCUCUGGUGGGUUACUGCAUUUCUGAGAACCGAAGGCUGCUUGUCUAUGAAUAUGUCGCUAAUGAUACCCUAUAUUUCCAUCUUCAUGGGGAAGGUAGGCCAGUUCUGGAAUGGGCAACACGAGUUAAGGUUGCUGCUGGUGCAGCUCGUGGGAUUGCUUAUCUACAUGAAGACUGCCAUCCUCGAGUUAUUCACCGCGAUAUAAAGUCUUCAAACAUUCUUUUAGAUAACAACUUUGAAGCUCGGGUUUCAGAUUUUGGACUUGCCAAAUUAGCUCUUGAUGCGAAUACACAUAUUAGUACACGUGUCAUGGGAACUUUUGGAUACGUGGCCCCUGAAUAUGCAUCAAGUGGCAAAUUGACUGAGAAAUCUGACGUUUACUCUUACGGAGUUGUGCUUCUGGAGUUGAUUACUGGACGGAAGCCUGUCGAUACUUCACAACCCUUGGGAGAUGAGAGUCUAGUUGAAUGGGCUCGACCAUUAUUGAGUUAUGCUCUUGAUAAUGAGGAGUUUGAAGGUGUGGUAGAUCCAAGGCUCGGAAAGAACUACAUUGAAAGUGAAAUGUUCAGAAUGAUUGAGAUUGCUGCUGCUUGUGUGCGGCAUUCAUCUGCUAAGAGACCACGAAUGGGACAGGUUGUUAGAGCUUUUGAUAGUUUGGCUGUUUCCGAUUUAACCAAUGGAAUGAGAGUGGGGGAAAGCGAGGCAUUUAACUCGGCACAACAAUCAGCUGAAAUUAGAUUGUUCCGGCGAAUGGCAUUUGGUAGUCAAAAUUACAGUACAGAUUUUUUUAGUCAAGAUCCAUAG